Molecule: messenger RNA, 203 nt
Organism: Ilex paraguariensis (yerba mate)
Lineage: Eukaryota; Viridiplantae; Streptophyta; Magnoliopsida; Aquifoliales; Aquifoliaceae
Source: the annotation of a GenBank genome assembly
AUGCGACCGACCACAGCUCCAAGAGGCAACUCUCCAGCGACCACUCCGGCGACUGAGCAGCGACAAGAGGCACCACUCCAGCCCCCGGACUCCGACAACCCUAACAAGAAAUCAGAGAAGCAGAUUGUCAAUGGAAGAAUUUGUGGAGACAUCUCUGUAUCCCGUGCUUUUGGUGACAUGCGGUUUAAGACAAAGAAGAAUGA